UCCAGUACAAUAGCCAACGAGCAGGCCUGCCUAUUUCUUACCCCCACACCUGCGAUGCCUGUGUUCCCUGAGAACUGACGUGUCCCUGCCUGGGAGAGGGAUGAAGAACGGAAGGGUCUGUUUUUGACUGAGCGAGUGGCAGGCAAAAGGAAUAAGAGUUGGAUCCAGUUAGCACCGCCAGCCAGACCUGAUUCCCCCCAAACUUUUUGCAACACUGAGAAUGUGAAGAAACCAUACGGACACCAUUUGGUUCCCAAGACCUGUAUUUACUGACUCUAGACAAAGCUACAAGGCCUAGCUAGGAUGUCCAUGAGGAGCCCUGUUUCUCCCCACCUGGAACUCGAUGGAGCCGGGAACAUGGUGAACUGCACCAUCAAGACGGAAGAGAAGACAGAUAGCUGCCAUGAGUCCCCCCAGGGAGCACCCACUGGCUCCGAUCCCCACUCCAGCGAUUUGCAUGGAGUGCCGCUGUCGCUGAGAGAGGGUGCUGACCCCCGGACUCUUCCACAGGAAUCCCGGUCUCCUGUGAGCAAUGCGUUAGAUUCCAGGAGGUCUGCGUUUGAGCCUGCUGUCAGCAGCCAGGAAAAGUUAGAUUUCAACAGAAACUUGAAAGAGGUUAUGCCAACCAUUGAGAAGUUACUCUCCAGUGACUGGAAAGAAAGGCUUCUGGGUAGAAACACCAUGGAAUCCAAAGAGGUGAAAGGAACCCAGGAGAGCUUAGCGGAGAAGGAGCUGCAGUUGCUUGUCAUGAUCAACCAGCUCUCCACCUUGCGGGACCAGCUUCUGACGGCCCAUUCGGAGCAGAAGAACAUGGCAGCCAUGCUGUUUGAGAAGCAGCAGCAGCAGAUGGAGCUGGCUCGACAGCAGCAGGAGCAGAUUGCCAAGCAGCAGCAGCAGCUCAUUCAGCAGCAGCACAAGAUUAACCUGCUGCAGCAACAGAUCCAGCAGGUCAAUAUGCCCUAUGUCAUGAUUCCAGCCUUUCCUCCCAGCCACCAGCCUCUCCCCGUGACCCCAGACUCCCAGCUAGCACUUCCCAUCCAGCCCAUCCCUUGCAAACCAGUGGAGUACCCCAUGCAGCUGCUGCACAGCCCUCCCCCUCCGACGCUGAAGAGACCCGCCGGCUCAGGCCACCUCCAGAUGCAGGAGUCUUCACAGCCACUGAACCUAACGGCCAAACCCAAAAGCUCUGAGCUCUCCAGUGCCUCCAGCUCACCCAGCCUGAAGAUGAGCAGCUGCCGAUCCCUCACUCCUAACCACGGGGUCACGAGAGACCUUCAAUCCAGCCCUCCCAGUCUGCCUCUGGGAUUUCUGGGAGAGGGGGACGCCAUCACUAAAGCGCUCCAGGAUGCACGGCAGCUCCUGCACUGCCAUAGCGGGGCGACGGAGAGCUCUCUGAAUAAUCCCUACCGGAAGGACCAAAUGGGCUUGGAUUCCUCGCCCACGAAGGAGCGGAUGGAGGAGACGUGCAUGCACAGACUGGACGAGUCCAUGUUAACCUGCGAUAUGGAUGGCUCACGACACUUCCCCGAGUCCAGGAACAACAACCACAUAAAGCGGCCCAUGAAUGCUUUCAUGGUGUGGGCCAAGGACGAGAGGCGGAAGAUUUUGCAGGCCUUCCCGGACAUGCACAACUCCAGUAUCAGCAAGAUCCUGGGGUCCCGGUGGAAAUCGAUGACGAACCAAGAGAAGCAGCCCUAUUACGAGGAGCAGGCCCGGCUGAGCCGGCAGCACCUGGAGAAGUAUCCCGACUACAAAUACAAGCCGCGGCCAAAGCGCACCUGCAUCGUGGAGGGGAAGCGGCUGCGCGUGGGCGAGUACAAGGCGCUGAUGAGGAACAGACGGCAAGACACCAGGCAGGGCUACUUGAUAGCACCCCCGGGCAGUCAGAUGCAAGCCUCUUCAUCGGAUGUCCUGUACCAGAGGCCGGUGGGCAUGCAGCUGGCGCCACCGCUGGUGGAGCACUACCUGCCUCGCAGCAUGGACCCCAACAUGCCCGUCAUCGUCAACACGCGCAGCCUCAAGUCGCAAGAGGGUGACGGCGGGGAGGAUGGGCACUCGGUGGCGGAUGGCGAGAUGUACCGGUACAGCGAGGACGAGGACUCCGAGGGCGAGGACAAGAGCGACGGGGAGCUGGUGGUGCUCACAGACUGAGCAGAGGGCGGGGGUGGGGUGGGGUGCGCGCGUGUGUGAAGCGGGGAGCAGCAGCAGAUUUUGCAGCGUUCCCCCGUGUGAGGCUGGAACUGAA
Malaclemys terrapin pileata is the source of this 2245-nucleotide messenger RNA. RefSeq names its product SRY-box transcription factor 13 (gene SOX13). Gene Ontology annotation, cellular component: nucleus. Gene Ontology annotation, biological process: cell fate commitment; regulation of transcription by RNA polymerase II. Lineage: Eukaryota; Metazoa; Chordata; Testudines; Emydidae. The record is from RefSeq and is a predicted model, not a curated record. The transcript has 15 exons. The coding region runs from base 304 to 2151 and encodes 615 amino acids. Gene Ontology annotation, molecular function: DNA-binding transcription factor activity, RNA polymerase II-specific; RNA polymerase II cis-regulatory region sequence-specific DNA binding.